AUGGUUUUAAAAAGUAAAAAAAAUAAGAAAUAUUCUUUAAAAUAUAUAAAAAAAAAUAAAGCAAAUAGUUUUGUAGAAAAAGAUACAAAAAAAAAAAAUGGUAUUAAAAGUGAAUUUUAUGAUGAAAAUGAAUUACCAUAUUAUGACAGCAAUGACGAUUUUUUAAUUAAAAAUAAUGGAUUGUUUUAUGAUAUUUUGAAAUCUGAUGAUGAAUUAAAAAGGCCAGAAAAAGAAAAUAUAGAAUUUUCAAGCAUAAAUAAAGAAAAAGAAAAACAUUUAGAUUUUGUUACAAUGUCUAUAGCUUUUAAUGUGCCUAUUGGUAUGAUUUAA
Plasmodium relictum is the source of this 330-nucleotide messenger RNA. Its product is annotated as conserved Plasmodium protein, unknown function. The record is from RefSeq and is a predicted model, not a curated record. The transcript has a single exon. Lineage: Eukaryota; Apicomplexa; Aconoidasida; Haemosporida; Plasmodiidae. Bases 1 to 330 code for a protein of 109 amino acids.